Carya illinoinensis is the source of this 1439-nucleotide messenger RNA. Its product is annotated as protein NDH-DEPENDENT CYCLIC ELECTRON FLOW 5. The coding region runs from base 62 to 1243 and encodes 393 amino acids. The transcript has 3 exons. Gene Ontology annotation, biological process: carbohydrate metabolic process. The record is from RefSeq and is a predicted model, not a curated record. Lineage: Eukaryota; Viridiplantae; Streptophyta; Magnoliopsida; Fagales; Juglandaceae. Gene Ontology annotation, molecular function: catalytic activity; carbohydrate binding.
AUCUACCCAGAAACGCCAAUUACAAGGGUGGGAACAAAUAAGCUUGAAGUAGGAAAGAAGCAUGAGCAUGGCUUGGAGUAAACUUUUCUCCCCCAAUUUCAUUCCCAUAUCCUCUGCAAUACCUGCAAAACAUGUGGUUACUCACCACCCUUGUGUUCCAUGUCGUUGUAUUCGGCACUACAAUGGGAAAAGGGAAUUCCCACUGCCAGAAGUGGCUUCAAUCCCCUACCAACCCAUCGAUAUGGAGGGAGAAUUCAGUGGCCAUGGUGUCACCUUUGAAGGUAUAGGUGAUAGCUGCGUUGCCAAGAUGGGACUGGAAAAUGGAAGCACAGCCACCUUGAUGUUGCCAAGUGGUUUGAUUACAUCGUACAAGGCUCCCAUGUGGCAUGGAGGCUCCUUAGAAUUGCUGCACACUUCUGUCUUCGAGGAGGAGAAUGGUGAUGCUGUCAUUCGAGGAGGGGUGUCUGUAGCCUUAAAUUGUUGCGGUGAUGGCGAACAACUUUCAUGGUCUCCAACUAAUUGGGCUCUUCUUAAUAUUAGUGGAAAUGCUCAAGAAUCUAUUCAGGUAGAACUGAUCAACAGUGAUUCAGAGAACAUGGCUGAAGUAAAGUACAUUGUGAGUCUCCAAGAAGAUAUCUUGAGCUCCGAGAUUGUUGUGUCAAACGCCAAGUUUUCACCGCUCCAACUGAAGGGGUCCAUUGUAAGCCAUUUGACAGUGAGCUCGCCUGAUGCAACUUAUGCAGUCGGAUUACAGGGAUCAAAUUUCGUCAAUAGACCACCAUUUUUGUCAAGCUUUGGAAUUGUUCCUCCGGACUUGGGCCAGAAAAAUGAAUAUGGUUUUGGCCAAUUAUGGGAUCAAAAGGCGCUGAAAGGACUUUUUUCCGGUUGGUCUCCAAGAAAUCAAAACACAGCUGAUGCUGCAGAAGGCAUCCAAAGAGAAAGCGAAGAUGAAGUGGAGGGGGAAGAGGACGGAAACUAUAUGCAUUUAACAGAGCAAUUGAGCCGGAUAUACACCAGUGCGCCCCGGCAUUUCACAGUCAUUGACAGGGGUAGAAGAAGCUCGGUGGUAAUUGGAAGGGAUGGAUUUGGUGAAUUAUACAUGUUCAGUCCUGGCUCAAGUCAUGAAUACUAUGGCACCUAUUCUUAUGUAUGUGUUGGCCAAUCAGCCCUGCUCAAACCAAUAAUUCUGGGUCCUCAAGAAGAAUGGAGAGGUCGACAGCAUUUACACAACCCAAAUCUCUAAUUAUUAUGUAGAUCCAAGAAUGCCAUUGCUUUCAUGUUAUUUGCUGGCAAAAUCAAGAACACUUGGCUUUGUGAUUGGGCUUAUCAUUUUUUAGUAGUAUUCUAGUUUUCCUAGGCUCUAGCACAUGCUUUUUUUCUUCUUAAUUAACUUGUAUCAUUUUAUGUUGGCAAACUAUAAAAAUAGCUUAUUGUCUCUC